This is a messenger RNA of Bactrocera latifrons, 5442 nucleotides long. Its product is annotated as translational regulator orb2-like. Gene Ontology annotation, biological process: negative regulation of cytoplasmic translation. Gene Ontology annotation, molecular function: mRNA 3'-UTR binding; mRNA regulatory element binding translation repressor activity; translation factor activity, RNA binding. NCBI's taxonomy places the organism in Eukaryota, Metazoa, Arthropoda, Insecta, Diptera, Tephritidae. The coding region runs from base 1230 to 5171 and encodes 1313 amino acids. Gene Ontology annotation, cellular component: synapse; cytoplasm; nucleus. The record is from RefSeq and is a predicted model, not a curated record. The transcript is spliced from 15 exons.
AAAAAAAAAAAAAAAAAACUAUUUCAAAUGUAUAAGCAUUUAAGUGAGUACAAACAUGUUCCGCUAAUGAGAUAAAUUUGCAUAAAAUCGGCGAAACUGGAACAAAAAAAAAAGAAUACUUCGAAUCUAUGAAAAAUCGGGUUUGCACUGCAAUAGAUAUAGCUACCUCUGUUGGCUUUUUAAUAUCGACGACUUUUAAAGCGUUAAAACAGCGCCUUAGGGAGAAAUUGAAGUGUGGAGCAGCAGCAAUUCGACUAACUAGCCCUUGGUUAACGAUAACGCAUUAACAAUUUUAAAGCUGUGUCGCAAUAUUUUCAAGUAGUGUUGGUGGAGGCAACAUACUUGCCACAUUUCCACCGCCGUGCGAGCAGCGCACCCGGAAAUGAAGCUAGCAACAACAUCCUGCGUCAUUUAAUUGUUGUCGUCGCAGCCAUAGUCGACGUCAGUGCUUCUGCUACAAUACACCUGAACGGAUUACUGAAAGAAGUGUUCGCAUUGACACACAAGUCUAUAUUGAAAUAAAUAAGUAGUUUUAGUACUAAAACAUUGGCGCACUUUGCAAAAACAAAUCGGAACGCUCGACCGUGUACAAGCGCAUAAUUGUGUAUCUUCUAUCCAAAUAGACGUGGCAAGUGGGGCAUCUUGAGUAGCAGCAACAGCCAGAAAAAGCACAACCACCGUCGGGACGCACGAGAGAGCAACGUGUGGGCACUUGUAAGUAGUCGACCGGCGCUAUUGAAGGAGAACGCAUUCGCUGCAGUUGAUGUAUUUCACUUCGCGUGCAUAUAAGUAGUAUGUUGGCCACAGAUUUAUUAUUUGUAUUGAACUAGAGUUGCGUAAAGUCUGCACCGUUUCGAGAAAAUUGAAACUCAGCUGAUUUGCGCACCGUUAUAUUACCAGCGCAGACGACGGUAUACACGGUCAGUCAAAGUUGGUAGUUGAAAGACUAAAUAAAUUUAGCAUAAUUAAAAAAGUACGAAAUACCGUUAGAAGGUGUUAAUAUUAAGCAAGCCAAUUAAUUGCGUUGCAAAAGCAGACAACUGUUAUUCAAUCUAUAAAGCGACGAGUUAAUUCAUGCUAUCUUGAUUGUUUCGUCGGCACCGCUACAAACUGCAACAACGACGACGACGACGACGACGACGAGUUUAACAGCAUUAGGCACUUCGUCGAGUAACGUGACGACCGGCUAACAGCAGCAGCGGACGCUUGGGAACGCGCACACACAUAAAAUGGAUUCACUUAAAAUUCCAAAAGGUGGAAAUAGCAAUGCGUCAGGUGGCGCCGGCGGCAAACCCACCGGCAGCGUACCAAUCACCGUGCGUUUUAAUGCCGGCGAUGAAUGUAUUGAUGAUAUCUUUCAGUCAUUUCAUAAUAGCAACAGUAGCGGCGGCGGCGUUGGUGCGGGAGUUGUUGCCGGCGGCAAUGGCAGUGUGGGUGGUGGCGGCGGCGGUGGCAGUGCUGGUGGUGGUGGUCCGAACGCCGGCGGUGGGGAUUCCCUGUCGAGCAGCCCAUCGCAACAUCAUCAGCUGCAGGCACAACAAAAUGUAAGCGCCUAUCAUGUGGAUGAUGUAAACACAAGGAAUAAUUUUCUGCAAGGCAACUUUUUCAACCGCAAAAGAUCGGGCAGCAUCGAAGGCGUUUCGCCAACUAGUUCAGGACCAAAUCUAAUAGCAGCGCUCGCUGGCAGUGAUACGCCAACAGUUGGCACUUGGAAAUUAAUUAAGGGUAAAGUUUCACAGACAUUUGAGGAUAUUAAAUCGUCGAAAACGACCACACAAGUAUUGUCGGCGUCCGUACCGAGAGUAGAGAACCCACGACAAUAUUAUACACAACAAAUAAACGAUCCAGACUCGGAUACCGAAAAUCCGACCACACACUCUUCCAUCAGUGAUGAUUUGCUAUUCGAUUUAGAACGUAAAUCGCCGCAUUUUAAAGGUGGAGACUCAGAUUCCUCAGCCGACGGAGAACCGCUGCCCGAAGCUGAGGUAGAACGUUCCAGACUGCGACGCGGCCUAGCCAAUCUCAAAUCGAAAGUGAAAUCUAAAACGCAACAUACACACCAUCACUCUCAUCAGUCUCAUCAGUCUCAUUCACCAUCGCAACAACAGCCUGGUCUCGCCACAGCAGCACUUUCUACAGCUACAAUUUCCACUGCAUUCGGCACAGCUGCCAUCAAACCAAUGAAGAAGGAACCCGCCGGUCCGCCGCCUGUGUCCUCAAACACGUCACUGCGUGAUGCAUUAAUGCGCCGACGACGUCCUUCGCCGACCGAGCAAAACGAACGUGCGAACGUCUCGCCGCGCGUCGAGCCUGCCGAAAGUCAAGCGACAGUGACGGACAAAAAGGUGAGCUCAAAAACUAAGAAACGUGGUGUAAUCAGCGGUAAGAAGGAGGUGGAAAUCGAGUCGGGUGUUGAGAUGAUGGAAGAUACUUUGCCAACACUACCGCAUGACGCUGCUGGGAGUCCCGAAGAGCCCAAAACUUCUUCACGCAAUCGUCACGAUUUACAUCUACAUUUCGGUAAGAGCAGGUCAAACAAAGCUUCACCCCCACACACUGAAGGUUUACCCGCCGAUGCGGAGACUAUUAAGCACCAAAAUGAAUUGGAAACUUUGAGACAUGCCGCAGAGAUAUUACAAAGAGAGAGUGAUCGUGAACGAGAGCAGCAUUUGCAACCGAAGAAAAAAUUCGCCGCUACCAUGCCGAUAAGUCGUUUGGCGGUGCUCAUUGUAGUGCUGCUUUUGCCGGUUCAUGGUUUUAUACGCGGCGUACUUGCGUGUCUGAUGAGUUUCGCUAUUGCCGACUCGUUAAGUGUGUUGGCACGUUCGAUUAUUUAUAAAUUCUUUCAACACCAUCCCGAAGGUACUGAUUUUGAGAUACCAGACUAUACGAAAAUGCCUAUUUGUGAAGUGCCGGCUGUGGAGGAGCACAAAACAAUUAAAUCCUAUGCCGGUUGGAUGAACGAGAUUUUCAGCUAUGACCCCUUAACCUAUCACAUUACACAAACCAAUUCGGUGUAUCUGCGUCUUGACGGCACCUACUUACGCGUAUCGACAACAACAGCACGCAUACCGAAGCGUAUCAUGUGGAACGAACCGCCCAUCGACAUAAAGCACGUACACUUCACUAGCCAUCGCGUGUUCAAUUUGCUGGGUUGCAGUGUUGAGCUCUUGCCACUGGGAUUGGCGCGCAAGAGGUACUUCAAUCGCAAGUAUCCCAUACAGCUGAUUAUCAAAAAUGGCGCCGAAGAGGAGACUCAGCAAGAGCCCUCGGAAAAUCCAUCAACUCAAUUAUCUGCACGAGGUAGCAAGUCCGACUUGGCGUCGAUGGAUAGUAGAAUGUCACAGGUUUCCAGCGAUAUUUUGGAACAGCUCGGCGAAUCGAAAGAGAAGGUGACCAAUCUGCAGGAUAUCGAUUUUGCAGCUACCGUUAUGAAUGCCGAUUUGCAACAAUUGCAAGACAACACACAGAAUAACGACAGUCUUAUACCUUGUGGCGACGAGGUGCGCUUGAUACUCUUUUCGCGCGGCGACCGUGAGAAGGAGGACUGGUAUCGUCGCUUUGUGGCCGCCAGCGAAGGUGACGUGCACGACCAAAUGUUGCGCUUGCCAAAUCUGAAAUUUGUCGAUGAUGCUGAGUUGCAGCGCGCAGCAGCGAAGGCGGCACAAAUGCCGCUGGAUCUUCGUGAUAAUGCGACACCAGAAAAUGAGAAUCACGCCGAAACAGAGUCGCAUGUAUUACCCGCGGAUAUCGCGCCGCCGUUGGUGGUUGAGGGUGGCAAGAUGGCGAAAGGUGACGCAUUCAAAGACAUUCCAGAUGAUAUGGAGGUGGUGCCUUCACCAACUGAUACCUUCGAAGGUCUACUCAUGAGUUCGUGUGCUGCACGCAAUCCCCCAGAUUACAUACGUUUUAUGGCUAUAUAUCAGAGCGCUUGCAAAGAUCCCAAAAUUGCAGUUCAAUCGAAACCAAAAGCAUUGGAUAAAAAUGAAAAAUCACGUCGCUCCAAACGCAAUGCCAAAGAUUUGUGGAAGGGUAUUGAUCAGUCGUUAUUCUUGGGUCCAUCUGGCAGCGUUGUUUGGGCUAAUGUGUUAAUUGGACGUGUACUCUAUAGCUGUCUUCAUGACAAUAUGGUUAAGGAUAAGAUCAAAGAAUUACUACAGAAGAAAAUUAGCGCCAUAAAGCUGCCCUCCUUCAUUGAAGAUGUGGUUAUCACCAAAAUCAAUCUGGGCGACACACCGCCACUCAUUCACCGCGUCUCACAACCCAUGCUGGAUGAGCGUGGCACUUGGGUAGAUGCCGACAUCACCUAUGAGGGUUUGCUACAGUUAACCGUCACAACCAAAUUAAAUUUGAUGCGUAUUAAGCAACAAAAACGGCCCACAGAUCCACUCAAUAUAACUGUGCCAAAUCCGAUAAAUACCGGACCGAAUGCGCCACCAGUAGCUAAUUUCACUGUCGUACCACCCAUUGUGAUCGCCGACGGUGAGGGAGCUAGUCGAAGUAGCACAAAUGCCAGAUUAUACGCGGAUGACCCCAACAAUGUUGAUGAAGUGUCGAGCAAUGUUAUCUUUGAUAGCGAUGCAGAGAGUACUGGCGAUUCGGAUACAGAUCCCGAGAGUUUGAAUGCGCCCACGGCGACAGGAACCACACCGAAUAUCGGCACAACAGCGACAACGACAGGUCAAGCCGUACAAGCCGAUGGCAGCUUAGCUGCAGCAACAGAUUAUCACUUCAUUCCCACGGCGCCAGGCAAUGCGCGUCGUAUUUUCCGCAUAGUGGAUCGCAUUGCCGCUUCGAACUUCUUUCAAUACGCCACCGAUUUGCCAGUAGUACAGCGCGCCAUCGAGAAUAUGAACACGAAUAUAACGUUGCGUGUGGAUCUGCGCGGUCUGGUCGGACGUGGCGUCAUUAACAUACCACCACCGCCAUCGGAUCGCAUAUGGCUGUCCUUCCGUGGUCCACCACGUCUUUGGCUCUCAGCCAAACCAGCAUUGGGGGAAAAAUCUGUCGACUACAGCAUCGUGACCAGCAUUAUUGAGAGCAAAUUGUGCGAAGUGGUGAAUAAGUUUUUGGUUUAUCCCAAUAUGGUCGAUGUCACGAUACCGUUUCUGGGUCAACCGACCUAUGAGUAUUUGCGUGGUGAAAAAACUAGCAAAAAACCUACAGAAUAGAUUUGGGUUUAUAUAAUGAUCCAAAGUAUCGUGUUAUGCUUUAGUACAUAACAAUUUACAACAACAAAAUGUUGUACAUUUUUUAAAAUUAAAAAUGUGGAGUUAAAUACUUUACCAAUUUUUUUCUAAUUAAAUAUUUUUUUUAAAUUUAUUAAUAUGUUCACGUAGUUAUAUACCGUUACUUAUAGAUUCGUACAAGCCAAUAAUAGCAUCUUCUCCGUGAUAAACUAUUUCCAAAUAUUUUACAAAAUAUUUACAUAUUUAUUUAUAA